GUAGUCUGUUUCUUGAAAAACGGGUUUAAUCAAGAUAGAUCUACCUUGGGUGAAGAUAUGAUUGCAAAAUUCUUCAAUUUGUUGUCAUCUGCAAAUCACUGAGCUCUUCUUCAAAUCUAUAUGUGUGUGUGUCAAGUCCAAACCUGGUUUCGUCUGCAGAUACAUCAAUCAAUGCAUUGAACCAGUAAUAAAAUGGUACCACAACUCAAGAGACGAAUUUGUAAAACAUUGAGUUUGGAAACAUAUUUGAUUGUAUUUGGCAUUGCAUCUCUGAUCAUCUACUUCUAUAUACUUCGAGCUGACAUUGAAAAGGGUGGAUGGUUGGUGGCUGAUGAUGUGACCUUGACUCCGGAUCCGUUGUUAAAAUUUGAAGCCCGUGUCCAGGAAAAAUGCCUGAGUGAAAAGGUGGAGAAAUCCCCCAAUGCUUUGUUAAAUCUUACCAUUGUGGAUGGGGAUGAGGAUCCAUUGAAUUCGCUGGGUAUUGUGCGAAACAAACAGGACAAGUAUAUACGUGACAUUGGCUAUAAGCAACAUGCCUUCAAUGCCUUGGUCUCGAAUAAUAUUGGUUUAUCUCGCCCGGUGCCUGAUACAAGACACAAAGUAUGCCCCCGCGCUGUGACCCAGCCAUCUGAAACACUGCCAACUGCUUCCAUUGUAAUGUGCUUUUAUAAUGAACACAAAAUGACACUAUUCCGUUCCAUAAAGAGUGUAAUCGAUCGUACUCCAGAAUGGCUGCUGAAAGAGAUAAUAUUGGUGGAUGAUUACAGUGAUUCACCAGAAUUGGAAUUCCAUUUGGUGCCCGAAUUACAUUCCCAAUUGCAAUAUGAUAAUUUGCAUUAUAUUCGCAACACCAAGCGGGAGGGUCUCAUUCGCUCCAGAGUUAUAGGAGCCCAUGAGGCAAAAGGUGAUGUCAUCAUCUUUUUGGAUUCACACAUUGAAGUUAAUCAGCAAUGGGCCGAGCCAUUGCUGCGUUUGAUACGUGACGAGAAUUCGACAUUGGCAGUGCCAGUUAUAGAUUUAAUAAAUCCCGAUACAUUCCAGUAUACCUCAAGUCCCCUAGUACGUGGGGGUUUCAAUUGGGGUCUCCACUACAAAUGGGAGAAUCUGCCGGAUGGAACGCUUAAGGAUCAAGAAGAUUUUAAGGGUCCCUUCAAAUCACCCACCAUGGCUGGUGGUUUAUUUGCUGUGAAUCGCAAGUAUUUCGAUUAUAUUGGCAGCUAUGACAUGGGCAUGGAUAUCUGGGGUGGUGAGAACUUGGAGAUCUCUUUUCGAGUAUGGCAAUGUGGAGGGGCCAUUAAGAUUGUACCAUGUUCUCGGGUCGGCCACAUCUUUCGAAAACGCCGACCCUACUCAGCCCCGGAUGGCACCAACACAAUGAUGAAAAACUCGCUACGUCUGGCUCAUGUCUGGAUGGACGACUUCAAACGUUUUUAUUUGAUACAUGAAAAAAUCUCACCAAGCUAUGAUUACGGCGAUAUCAGCGACCGUUUGGCCUUAAGGGAGAAAUUGCAAUGCAAAUCAUUCGAUUGGUAUCUGAAGAAUGUCUAUCCCGAAUUGCGGAUACCUGGCGAAGAAAUCAUCAAAAGUAAUGGAAAACAACAGCAGCUACCAGUUUUUCAGCCAUGGCAUUCGCGCAAACGUAACUACAUUUCCACCUACAUGUUAAGACUCUCAGGAACAAAAUUAUGUGCCUCCGUGGUGGCACCCAAAGUAAAAGGCUUUUGGAAAAAAGGCAGCUCUUUAGUAUUACAACAAUGCCAACAGGGCAGAAAUCAGCUAUGGUAUGAAACGGAUAAAUCCGAAUUAGUUUUAGAUCGCCUCUUGUGUCUGGAGGCGAUUGGUGAUACCCAGGUUGUGAUUAACAAAUGUCACGAAAUGUUGGGCGACCAACAGUGGCGUCAUACCAAAAAUGAACGUAGUCCUAUUUACAAUAUGGCAACUGGUACAUGUCUGCGGGCCGAUAAACCUCAGGCAGGGGCAGCUUUUCAAAUGGAUUUGUGUGCCAAACACGAAUCGAGUGCAUGGGAUUUGGUGGAAGUUCUGAAUACGUAGCCCCCCAAAGAGCAACUCACAGAGAAAUUAAGUCUGAACUGAGUUCAAAAAGCCACAAAAAGACAUUUUUUCCACUGUAUAUAACGUACACAAAACAACAAUUCCACUCAAAUAUUUUUUUGAUAUUAUUUCAUAUUUUUUUAAAGACUUGUUUUUUCGAAUUUUUACGUCCAAUUAUUGUUUUAUAAGUAGAUAUACAUAUUUUUUAUAUAUCUUUUAUACUGCUAUAAAAGUAUCGCAUGAUUCUUUUUUUAUUUUUAAGAUAAAAAAAUAACAAAAUAAAGUAUAUUUUUCACAUAAAA
Molecule: messenger RNA, 2354 nt
Organism: Musca domestica (house fly)
Lineage: Eukaryota; Metazoa; Arthropoda; Insecta; Diptera; Muscidae
Gene: Pgant35A
Product: polypeptide N-acetylgalactosaminyltransferase 35A
Exons: 2
Coding region: 193-2052 (619 amino acids)
Biological process (GO): regulation of Notch signaling pathway
Cellular component (GO): Golgi apparatus
Molecular function (GO): Notch binding
Source: RefSeq, a predicted model, not a curated record